CCCAUGAACGUCCGAGCCGACACGUGAAGCUUUCUAUGUAUGGAAAGAAUGGGAAAGGACGUUGUUGUCAAAUGUUAGACGAACCACGGGGAGAAGGAAGAAAACGGGCGGCGUUUUCCACCCUGCCUCAACAGCAGUUUCUUUGACUGGACUGUGUAUGGAGUAAAUGCUGUUAUUCUUGUGUGAAAAUGUCUAAAGUACCGAUGCUGAGAUCUUUUGUCGACCAGAAGCUGUCUGCGGCUGUUGAAGAGAUAUUUGAGUUGAUUGAAAGAACCAUAGUGGAGUACGAGGAGCAACUCAGUCGAGAAAAGGGGGCGGAUGGGAAACGACACAAGCUGCUGGAUGCGGUUUUCAACCCUGAAGUCCGGCUACAUAGAUUAGACAUCCAGCAGCUGACCAUGAGAAAAGAAGAGGUUCUCCCUGAGCAGCUGGAGAUCUUACCAGAACCAGCACACAUUAAAGAAGAACAGGAAGAAAAGGAGCAGCCUCAUAGGCCACAGGAGGCUGACAAUGACAUGCUAACAUUCGCUCUUGUCCCUGUGAAGAAUGAAAAUGAUGAUGAAGAGAACCCUCACUCCUUAGUACUUCAUGACAUCCAAACGGAAGAGCAGAGAGACACAGAGCAUUUGGAAACAGAGGCUGAUGUAGAGGACUGUGAUGGACCAGAACGAGGCAGUGACUUUAGGCCAAACAUUCUUGCACAAGCAGUUGCUCAUAACGAGACUUCCUACUCUGACUCUGAUGAUAAUAACAGUCUUUGCGAUUGGGAGGAGACCUUUAAGGCUUUUUCAAUUUUCAGACCUCUAAGAAACAAUGCAUUAGAAGUGAAUAACAGUACUUGGAAAUCUGGAAAUGCAUCGCUAAACUCUGAAGACUGUGCUUCAAGCUUUAGCCAAAUUGAACAACAUCAAGAAAACAUGGGAAUGCAGAAAGGAGUGAAACCGUUCAGUUGUUCAUUUUGUGGUAGAAGAUACUCAAGGAGUGCUGACUUUAGAAAACAUUUGAAAUGUCAUACAGAGGAAAAAUGUUACAGCUGCUUCAUCUGCGACCAAAGUUUUGAAUUGAGAGGAAUGCUUGCAGCACACAUGAGAGUCCACACAGGAGAGAGGAUCUACAGUCCCUGCACUGAUGUUUCUCCUCAAGAGGGCCAGGAACUUUUGGCGAGUAAAGAAGAGGUUGGAAGAGGUCCUUUUCUUGUGAAGAGUCAAGAUGAACACGGGACACCUCAGUUCUCUCAGCUUCUUCAAAAACAGCCUGAACAAAUAGAAAAAGGAGCUGAUGGAGAGGACUGUGGAGGACUAGAAGCAGCCAGGUCCUUGGAUCCAGAGAAAGAUGUACAACCAAAGACUGAGUUCAAGACUGGAGACUUUCCUGAGUCCGAGACUGAUAACAGAGCUGGGAGGAAGACAAGAGAAAACCAGUCAGGUUUAAACUCAAAGGGCAAGAUUGAAAAGAAGAGAAUAAAGAGGGAUAAAUCACACUGCUGCACUGAGUGUGGUAAGAGGUAUACUCACACUGGGAGGAAACCUUUCAGCUGCUCUGAGUGUGGUAAAAAUCUUAACCCACAGUCUCAACUCACCGAGCACAGGUUAGUCCACUCUGAAGGGAAACCCUACAGUUGUUCUAAGUGUAAUAAAUGCUUUCGCCUCAAAGCAGCUCUGGAAAUUCACGACCUAAUUCACACAGGAGAGAAACCCUUCAGAUGCUCUGUUUGUGGCAGAAGAUUUAACCAGCGAGGUAAUAUGAAAACACACAUGGCCAUCCAUACUCAAAAACAAUUUUCCUGUUCUGAGUGCGGCAGAAAAUAUCGCCGUAAAUCAGCUAUGACCGAACACAUGAGACUUCACACAGGCGAGAGACACUACCGCUGCUCUGAGUGUGGUGAUUCAUUUACCCGUAAAGGUAUUCUAGUCAGUCAUAUGGCCACCCACGCUAAGGAGAAACCCUUCAGCUGCACUGAAUGUGGUAAAUCAUUCUACACUAAAAGUAAUCUGACCACGCAUAUGCGUGUCCACUCUAAAGUGAAGCCCUUCAGCUGCACUGAAUGUGAUAGAUCAUUCAGCUCAAAAGGUGUUCUGGAACAGCAUAUGUUUGUCCACUCGACAAAGAAAUUCCUAAGGUGUUCUGAGUGUGGUAAAAAAUUUCACCAUAAAUCAGCUAUGAGCAUACACAUGAGACUUCACACAGGAGAGAGACCCUACAGCUGCUCUGAGUGUGGUGAUUCAUUUACCCAUAAAAGUAAUCUAGCCCGUCAUAGGACCACACAUGGUAAGGAGAGACCCUUCAGCUGCACUGAAUGUGGUCAAUCAUUUACCAUUAAGGGUUACCUGACCAAGCAUAUGCUUGUCCACUCCAAAGUGAAGCCCUUCCACUGCACUGAAUGUGAUAGAUCAUUCACUACAACAGGUAAUCUGAAACAGCAUAUGUUUGUCCACUCGACAGAGAAACUCUUCAGGUGUUCUGAGUGUGGUAAAAACUACAAGUACAAGGUAUCUCUGAAGAAUCAUAUUAAAAAACAUAGAGAAAAGCCAUACAGCUGCUCUUACUGUACAAAGAGAUUCAAAGAAAAGCAUUUUCUGGAACUUCACUUAAUAUGCCACAAAUAAGAUCUGUAGCUUGCAUUGUAGGUCUCAAAAUGUUUCUUGGCCUCAAUAGUUCAUGAGUGUGUUGGCGGUCAGGCUUCAGAGCUCCUUCAACAACUAAAUGAGAGGCAGAAUAAGGAGCAAAUAGGGAGGCCUGUGGAUAAUCAGAACCAGCUGGAAAGUCAGAUCCAGAAACAUUAAUGAGAGACUUAAGUCAAGAGUCUUCUUUGAACCUGAGAUUGGAGAGUGAAAAUGCUUGGAAGAAGACCAGAGAACCUCUGUAAUGUUUAACACUAGAACUGCUGUGGAUCUCUAUAUACCUAAAAUGGCCUGUUACGACCUUUUUUGUAAUCUAGGGGUAACCAAAAGGAGUAACAUAAUAAGUUUAUAAAACCAAACAAGAGUAACUAACAAAAAACUCCCAACUAGAAACAAAAGUUUCAAAUAUUUAUUUACAAGGACAAUAAGUAAUAACAAAAUUAACCCUUAAUUGACCAAGAGGUGAACAAAGGAAAAAGCCUGCUAACAAAGAGUUGACCAAUGAAAAACGAAAAUGGAAGUAUUGACUUCGGGGAACUCAAAGGCCAAAAUAACAAACAAAAACCCCAAAUCUAACUACAAAAGAACCAACCUAGACUAUCUGUACCAAAAUUAAAAUACAAUUCUAAACUACCUAACUGACCACAAAACAGGAGAAAACCAAAACCUAACAAAAACGGCAGAGAUUCCUCUACCCUUCCUCUGUCUUUAACUAAAAUUGUUUGGUUUAAUCAGUUGCAAACAGGAGCAAGCUUACAACUUUUAGGUCAACACACAUCAUGGCUCAGGAGUGGAGGGAGAGAGACUGAAGCUGUAUCUCAGGUGUCUUUUGUAAGCUCUCAGAUGAGCCAGAUCAGUCUCAGCUGCUGCAGACUCCUGAGGUGUGGCAGACCUGCAACACAAUCAGGGUGAGAGAGGGUCCAAACAAAAACAGGAUUCACCUAAACAACUCUGACUUUGCCUUAUCAGAGGCCGUAACACGGCCAAUGGGUCAGAUUUACCCGUCAUUAAAGUUCCUUGAUUUUCUUAAAUAGCACUGAUCAGGGCUGUUAGUUAACCACUGACAUUGAACAGCUUAUUAACCACAGAUAGGAAACCAGAUCACUGUUGGAAGAUGAUCUGUCACAUAGAAAAUCAAAUUUGGACAGAUUGCUUAUCCCGAAACUUCCUUAUCACCAGAUUCUUCUUCAUUAAAAGCACUGAAAUUACCUUUUGACAUUUAACAAUGGUAAAUGGCGUUUUUCCCCCGUUGUAUCCGUGUUGAAGGUUGAACUAUUGAUUUCUCAUAGGCAUUGCUGCAAUAGAGAGAAGGUAUUUCCAUUGCGCCAUCUAUUUAUUGCUGGUGUGAAAUAAACCAGUGAGAAAAUCAAGG
Molecule: messenger RNA, 3993 nt
Organism: Cheilinus undulatus (humphead wrasse)
Lineage: Eukaryota; Metazoa; Chordata; Actinopteri; Labriformes; Labridae
Product: zinc finger protein 2 homolog
Exons: 3
Coding region: 189-2606 (805 amino acids)
Biological process (GO): regulation of transcription by RNA polymerase II
Cellular component (GO): nucleus
Molecular function (GO): RNA polymerase II cis-regulatory region sequence-specific DNA binding; DNA-binding transcription factor activity, RNA polymerase II-specific
Source: RefSeq, a predicted model, not a curated record